AUUUUGCCUGUUGUCGAUCAUUCGCACAAUUCACUUGGAUCGAUUUUUGUUAGCAGGAUUUUUGUUUUUGUUUUGUUUUGUUUUUUUCGUCUGGUUGAUUUUAAGGAAAUGGCCACAAACAACAACCAACGGUUACUAUGGACAAUUGUAAUCGGCUGCAUGGUGGCCGUUGAAGCCGUUCGGAUAUCGGCCAACGAACAACCUGAGUCAAAAUAUCAGGAAAUUAUACAACUUUUUAAUCGAAAUUCCAACGACGAUCAUCAUCCAUUGAAAGCUGAAGCACAAACUUAUUCAGCAACGGUAACCGAUCCAAGUGGUGGAUAUUCGCGAGACGCUCCUGCUCGAUCUCGUUAUUCGCCAUCAUCAUCGAACACUGCCGCCAAUCGCGAGGAAGAGGAAGCGAAGAAAUUGGCCGAAGAAGAAGAAGAACGUAAACCAGAUCGUUUAGCGUUGUUAUUGUCCGAAUCGAAAUUCAGUUGUAAUGGUGUCAAAAAUGGUUACUAUGCAGAUGAAACGGUUGGAUGUCAAGUGUUUCAUUAUUGCGUGGAAGGUGUUAAACACAGUUGGCAAUGUCCCGAAAAUACAGUUUUCCACCAGAUUCACUUGAAUUGUGUACCAAACACUCAGGAUAUUUGCCAGCAAUCAUCCAAAUAUCAUAUUGUCAAUGAAUACCUUCACAAGGAACUGGAUGAGCGUGGGCCAAACAACACAAUCCUUUAUCAUCAACGAUUCUAUCCGGAUGGUUUUGACUAUUCGGGUGGUGACCCAGUUGCACAGAUUUUCCAAGCACAAGCCCAAGCUGCCUUGCAAAAAGCUCAUCAACGACAAUCACAACCAACUGCCGACCAAGAUGAUGAUGACGACGAUGAACAGCCUGUGCGACCAUCGCGAACUCGAUCUCGACCACCACAAUCGUAUCUGGAUCGAUCAUCAUCACCACCGAAUCGAGCAUCGGCAGCAAAACCAUCGUCCUUAUAUCGACAACCGGCAAGUCGUACAUCACUUUUGAGCAAUUAUUCACCCGCUCAACAAACGUCUAAACCGACAUUGCGACCAUCAUCGCCUGAAACGUUUGCUCCACCAACAUAUACCGAACAACCGCAAGAUGAUUUCGGUAACACUGACUUUUCCGAUCACCAUCAUCACCAUCCUUCAUCGUCGUCAGGAUUCGAUGUACCUUCGUCCAAUUCGUUUGCAAGUUCCAACUUUCAGUCACCGUCGUCGCCGUCAUCGCAAAGUUUUCAACCAUCAGGAUCACCAUCGGCUGGCUAUACAUCAUCCACCGGAUCUUCGUCGUCAUCAUCAUUCUCACCAUCCAAUACGGCAGCCAGUCAAGGCAGCGGAUAUCAUCGGUCAACAUCAUCAUCAUCGCGAGGCAGUUCAUCAUCCGGUUAUCCAACACGAUCAUUAGGCAUACCCAUAGCCAGUUUUCGUGUUGCACCAGCAUCCAGUUUUACAGGCAGUUCCGGUAUAAUGGGUUCGAACGAUGCCCAAGCAAGUUCAAUUCAACAAGUUCGAAUGGUUCCACCGACCAUGAUGAGCUUCACUACACUCAACAAUGGGCCCAACUUGCUGGACGAGAAUGGAUCCCUUUUGUACUACUAAUUGGUUGUGUGUUGUACAUAAGCCAACUUGCUUCAAUCUGUCUCUUGUGUAACAACCAAUUUGCUGCUCUUAUCUCCUUAUUCACAUGAUGCUCUCUCUUUUAAUUUUGAUAAAUUUGAAAAAGUUUAACUUGAA
Messenger RNA from Dermatophagoides pteronyssinus (European house dust mite), 1740 nucleotides. RefSeq lists its product as uncharacterized. Gene Ontology annotation, cellular component: extracellular region. NCBI's taxonomy places the organism in Eukaryota, Metazoa, Arthropoda, Arachnida, Sarcoptiformes, Pyroglyphidae. Gene Ontology annotation, molecular function: chitin binding. The record is from RefSeq and is a predicted model, not a curated record.